AUGGGUCCUCAGGACACAUGGAAAGUCCGCCAUUUGGACGAUGAACCUCUAUACUGCGAGGCGCCUCACGACGAAGCCGAUGUCCUGUAUGCAGGAUCCGAUGACGAAUACUACGACAGCCCCGACGCCAGGAAGCUCCGGAUCGAACAGGCUGCGAUCCGCUUUCUCCAAGGUCACACACCAGUCCUGCUCACUACAGUUCUCAGAGGACCCUCACCAGCUCCGAUGCCAGAACCCACAACAGACCUUGAACUACCCAGCACCGAAGCCCUGGAGACUAGAAGCACGAUUUCCUGCCACUUGCCAAGUCCGCGGAGCCUCGAUCAAGUCGACGUCACCCCGCAUGCGUUCUUGGAGGACGAAGAGGUCGAACGAGUCGAAUUAUGGAGGAGUAAUACGCGGUCUGCAAGCAAUAUUCAGGACGAAGCUUGGUCGUUUGACGCCUCGCUUUCGCAGUCUCAGCCUCAACAUCGACGGAAACGACGGCCGGCGGGGUCAGAGUGGCUCAAGAGAGAUGACAAAAAACGUAGAAAGACCGACGAUGAUGCACACGAUACUAGAAGCGCCUUAGUUCCUGUCCGCCGCAGCACUCGAAGUCCACGUCGCCAUCUGUCAGACUCAAAGUCCCAGUCGCAGCAAAAUCAUGAGGAUGAUAUCGCGAAGGACCACACAGCAAGCUUGGAGGGCUCCGAGAUCGGUUCCGAAUUGCCCUUCAAAGCUUCGCAAUCGGUUUCAACCCGAAUUUCUCACAGAAUGUCGCCACAUGUCAUCGACAAGCGUGCCGAUGCUUCCCAGGAGAUGCCGGCACCGUUGAGCACACCAGUUCAGACUCCACAGUCUUCCAGGAAAUCAAAGAUGAUACCUAAAAACACCACACAAGAAUCCGGACCUCGCAGCAGUGGUAUGUCCAUGAUCCAUCAAAAAGCUGGCGGUGAUGUCAAGGUCAAGAGUGAAUUCGAGACCCAACAAGACGAGAGCUUCAUGUUUCGCGCGAGGCCCCGGAGCCACGCUCUGAAUAUUGAAGACCUCAGCCCUAUACGGAGGAUGUCUUUCGGUCGGGCUUCCUCGCCUGCGUUUACAGUUUCCUCUGAGAUGGACUCCCACUGCGAGAUCAUGGACCUGGACGGGGAUACCUGCAUGGCUGACGACACCAAAGCGACCUCGCCUGAAUCGAGUGCGGGGAGCAAGGGAGACCGCGAAGAAGCGCUGGAGAAAGACGCGGAACUGGCGACGGAGCAUGAGCCCGAGAGUGAAUCGGAGACCGAUGAAUCGCAACCCGAAAAUUCGGGAGAGUCCUCGGUCCCUGCCCUCGACGCGAAUGCUUCCGAUGCUGCAAGUCCUACAGACGUUGAAGAUCCGCAAAACCCGGAAAGGGCCCAGCAGGAGGACCCUACUGCGAGCUCUGCGGGACACGAACCUAGUUACCAACACAAGGAUACGCCGUUACGUGCCCAAGACAAUUUGAGGGUUGAGGAGAUACUCAGUCAGCAUGAUAGUCCUGCUGUACCCACCUCUCAACAGACUCCAUGGAAGAUGGACAUGCCAGCCAUGGGUCCGCUUAAGCACCCGCAGCCCCUCCCAGAAGACGAUGACCAGAGCUUUUUGCGUCCCGAGUGUCAAAGUCCUUGGGCCCCGAGCCUCGAAAUGAUGUCAAAGGCCGCACCAGAGAUCGUCAAGUCCGCUUUUUUCAAUGCUGCAAGGCCAGUCUCGCCGUCUUCUCUUUCGCCGUCGAUUUUUACGAUAUCAUUCACGCCUGCCGGCAAACGUGUCUCUGAAGCUCAACAACCCUUCGAUGCCGAGGCGGCGACGUCAAGCUCGCCCGAGCCUGUCUUUCCAAUCAAGUCGUUCAAAAACUUCAUGUCUCCCUCGCCCGAGAGACCUCGGCGCCGGCCAAACAAGAUCUCUUUGAGUGACGGUAACCUUCCCAGCACUCAGCACCUCAUCGCCGCCACGACCGAUAACCCCUGGCACAGCGUGCCCAAGUCUUCUAAACGAGUCAGAUGGGCACCGUUGCUCCACGAAGACGAUGGCGAGGAGGGCGGGUGCCCUCAGACGCCCACAGGGCCCAGAGCCUCCUCUCCUCCGCCGGAGAUGGCAGUCGCUGACCUACCAACUGGCAACAAGGACCAAUUCCAGAGGCAUUUCCGUGUCGUCUCACAACGCAAGAACCUUCGCCACCACCUCCUGCCGUCUGCGUCUCAGCAGAUGCUGAAAAGCCCAUCUCCCAUGGCCAUGGCAGAGGCCUUUGUCGCGGCAGACUCCUUCAGAGCACCCCAAGGUCCUGACGCUGUCAUAUCUGUUGAUACAACACCGGUGCCGAACAAUGCAGAGAGCCAGGAAUCCGCGAUGGACGACGUGGACGACGUUCUGAGGAACCUGAAUGAGUUUAUUGAGAUGGUCGACAUCGAAACUGAUCUGGCGCGGGCCAAAGAUGAGGAGCAGGAGAACAAGAGGCGACGGCAACAGCAAAGCCAGAGUCUUGGGGGAACUUUUGCCAACGGGCUCAACCUCGACGGGAUGAUGGAUGCAGGAGUGUGGAAUUAA
This is a messenger RNA of Colletotrichum higginsianum IMI 349063, 2544 nucleotides long. RefSeq names its product protamine P1. Lineage: Eukaryota; Fungi; Ascomycota; Sordariomycetes; Glomerellales; Glomerellaceae. The record is from RefSeq and is a predicted model, not a curated record. Bases 1 to 2544 code for a protein of 847 amino acids. The transcript is spliced from 3 exons.